This is a messenger RNA of Condylura cristata (star-nosed mole), 2226 nucleotides long. RefSeq names its product B-cell CLL/lymphoma 10 (gene BCL10). Bases 248 to 952 code for a protein of 234 amino acids. The record is from RefSeq and is a predicted model, not a curated record. Lineage: Eukaryota; Metazoa; Chordata; Mammalia; Eulipotyphla; Talpidae. Gene Ontology annotation, biological process: apoptotic process; adaptive immune response; positive regulation of extrinsic apoptotic signaling pathway. The transcript is spliced from 3 exons. Gene Ontology annotation, cellular component: CBM complex; cytosol. Gene Ontology annotation, molecular function: NF-kappaB binding; protein kinase B binding; kinase activator activity.
GCGGGGCUCGGAGCUUCGCGCGGGUCGCGUCGACCCACUGUGCCUUCUGUCCCAGAGGCGGAGCCGGAAGUGUCACGGACGGACCACCGAGACCCUCCGUUUUCGGAGGGACCGUCCCCUUCCUCCCGGCCGCUCCGCCUCCGUCUUUCUCAGCCCCUCACCCCGCGGCCGGAGCCCCCAGCUCGGGCGGGGCGGGGCGGGGCAGCCAGAGCGCCGGACCCGGAAGAAGCCUUCUCCCGCCUCCGCCAUGGAGCCCACCGCGCCGUCCCUAACCGAGGAGGACCUGACUGAAGUGAAGAAGGACGCCUUAGAAAAUUUGCGUGUCUACCUGUGUGAAAAAAUCAUAGCUGAGAGACAUUUUGAUCAUUUACGUGCAAAAAAAAUUUUAAGUAGAGAAGACACUGAAGAAAUUUCUUGCCGAACAUCAAGUCGAAAAAGGGCUGGAAAAUUGUUAGACUACUUACAAGAAAACCCCAAAGGACUAGAUACCCUGGUUGAAUCUAUUCGGCGAGAAAAAACACAGAACUUCCUGAUACAGAAGAUUACAGAUGAAGUACUAAAACUCAGAAAUAUAAAACUAGAACUUUUGAAAGGACAGAAAUACAGCGGCUGUGAGCCUUUUCCAGAUGGAGCCACAAACAACUUCUCUAGAUCAAAUUCAGAUGAGAGUACUUUCCCUGAAAAGCUGAGAGCGUCCACUGUCAUGUACCACCCAGAAGGAGAAUCCAGCACAGCCCCCUUUUUUUCUACUCAUUCUUCUUUGAAUUUGCCUGUUCUAGAAACAGGCAGUACUGAAAAUCCCACCUUCUCUUCAACUACACUUCCUAGACCUGGGGACCCUGGGGCUCCUCCUUUGCCACCAGAGCUACAAUUAGAAGAAGAAGGAACCUGUGGAAACUCCAGUGAGAUCUUUCUUCCCUUAAGAUCACGACGUCCUCUUUUGCCACAAUGACAGUUUGCUUCCUUUUAGGUAUUUUUUAUAACAUCAAAAGAAUUUGAAGGAAUAUGAAUCUUUUUAAAAAUUGCUAUGAUGAUUUAUUAACAUCUCAUACUUGUCUUAAAAUGCAAUGUAAGCACAUUUUGUACAUAGAAAUUUUUAGAAUAAAAGAAGCAUAGUUUUAGACAGCUGAAGUUAUGUACUUUUCAGUAUUGCUAUUUGAAUGUUCACUUUUGAUGUAUAUUUUGUGUUUUCAAAUCUUUAUGUUUUAAGACUAAUUUUAAUAGGGACAUCUCUAUUUGAGAAUAAGACUCAGGCUUAGAAUAAUGUUUCUUCUCAGUGUGUUUGUGCUAGAUGUUUCCACAGGCUUGUAGUGUUUUCCCAUCAUUCAGCAGUAAAUUUUCAGAACUAAGCUGUUUGAAGCCAGUUAUGAAGCCAGUCACUGGUAGGAAAGUGAUCAGUGGUCUGAGAAGUUUCCCACCCACUCGGGCUCACAGGCACUGAGUCUCCUUCCAGUCACAGGAGCAUCCCAUGGAGCUGAAGCCCCCCAAGAUCUCAACUUAUUGACCCUACUAGUCAAUAGUACCUUCUAAAUUUUCACAUAGUUUUAUCACUUAUCAUUCCUAAAGUAAAAUCUUAAAAACCUCAGUUAUUACAUGUAAUUUGAUGAGAAUUUUAAAAAUACAUUCUCUGUAUUUAUUCUCUUUUAAUAAGGACCACAGCACAGUUGAAAUAAUGAGAAAAAAAGUUUUUGUGUGUAUGUGUGAUAAUUCUGUUUUCAAUAAUAUUUGGGAUAAGUUGGCCAUUAGCUAGAUUUGUCUUUUUGAUACAUAACAAAAUUUGACUAAUUUUACUCAUUCAUAAAUUUAUGUUUUUUCAUUUAAAUUAUUAUUAUACUGAUGUCAUAGCAUCUAUGUCAUAUGUGUUCUUAUUACUUAUGAAAAGCAGAGAUGGAAAUGUGCUAUUAGUAAUUAAAGUUUUUCAAUUUUAGUACUGUUUUGGAAGCCUGAACCACCAAUAGGAAAUAAAUAUCUGAAAUACUUGGUAUUUAUGUAAUAAUUUUUAUAGAAAACAUAACUUCAAGUUGUGAGAUUAAGAUGUAUAUUGUUUUUAAAAUUUCUUUUAAAGAUUGGAUAACUUAUAGUACAUUUUAUACAAUUAUGGAGAAACAUGUUUUCUCUAGCAUAUCCUAACAGUGGCAUUACAUUAAAGAAAUCACUUAAAAACAGAAACGGACUUUGGAUUUCAUUAAAUAUACAUUUAAUUGAUAUGUGGCUACUUAAAAAAAA